Molecule: messenger RNA, 432 nt
Organism: Trypanosoma brucei brucei TREU927
Lineage: Eukaryota; Euglenozoa; Kinetoplastea; Trypanosomatida; Trypanosomatidae
Exons: 1
Coding region: 1-432 (143 amino acids)
Source: RefSeq, a predicted model, not a curated record
AUGAGCAAACUAACACCGCGCUCGUUGCUGACACCCUUCGGGGUAGCUGGUUUCAUGUUCGGUUCAGCGCUUAUGUUGCUGCUCGACCUAAUCAUUGUCGCUCGGGGGGAACCAAAUGCACAAUACCGCGUAUCGUUGGUGUUAUUGCUUCCCGCUCUCAUCUCCGUGGUGGGUUUCGUGUUGCUUACUCGUGCCUCUCCUACGGAUAUCAGGAACAACGUUAACAGUGCAAAGGGAGUCGUCUUACUUGGUUGGAUAUUGUGCGUUACUUCUGCCACUAGCGCACUUGUUGUGUGCCAUAAGAGCUUCAGCGGCUUGCAGGGGCGAACGAGGGCUGCCCCGGGCGUUGCACUCGUGAUUUUUACGAAUUUGGUGUCGCUCGCCGGCUGCACUUUUUUGUGGGCAAAACAGUUUGCUGUUACUGGUUUGUAA